Messenger RNA from Engraulis encrasicolus (European anchovy), 3063 nucleotides. Its product is annotated as frizzled-9-like. The coding region runs from base 647 to 2500 and encodes 617 amino acids. Gene Ontology annotation, molecular function: Wnt-protein binding; Wnt receptor activity. The record is from RefSeq and is a predicted model, not a curated record. The transcript has a single exon. Gene Ontology annotation, biological process: canonical Wnt signaling pathway; non-canonical Wnt signaling pathway. Gene Ontology annotation, cellular component: plasma membrane. Lineage: Eukaryota; Metazoa; Chordata; Actinopteri; Clupeiformes; Engraulidae.
GCGGAGGGGACGACAGUCACAGUGGCGGUUUACCUCAACGCACGGGACAAACUCUGGCAGCAUGCUUUGCAGGACUUUUUUAAUUAUCGCCUUCCGCUAAACUUGAAGGAGUUGCAGAACCACUGCGCAUUGGAUAACAAGUACCGCAGGACUUGAACGGUAAAUAAAUACUUGUUUUGUUAGACCGCAGAUUUUAAUAUGCGUGCUACCGGUGCUUCAUUGGGUUUCCUUUCGCCGCCCCACACAACGUGGUCACAGCAGCGCUUUUACAGAAAACUACAAACCCGUUAACCUUCCAGCAUGCCCAGUCUCAAGAAAUUGCCCUUGUUUAUUCCGUAUAUUUAUACUAAACAACAAACUUUACAUUGCAUUAUGAGAAAUUGACUUUCAGUCGUUCCUUUUACGGAGAUAGCGUUUCUGUCGGACAUAAACAAUCCCCAAUACUACACCUUGGACAGUCGUCGUAUGGAUGGAACAUUAAUUCAGGGAUACUUUACAAGUGUCCACAUUUUUCCAUAACCAAGCAAGUCCAUGCAGCUGUUCUCAUUUUUUUCUUCCCCGGGAUAUUAUGAGCUUUUGGUGAGGGCAGUCAUGUCAUGCAGCAUGCCACAGUUCUGACAGACGUCCCACAUUGUCCCAAAACACUAUGGGGACCGCUCAAGCGCAGACUGUCAUUAUCAUUUUAUUAUUCUGGUGCCAUCUGCUGAUCGCCGGGUCGGCCCUGGAGAUCGGCGCCUACGACAUUGAGCGAGGAGGACGGCCGAAAAAAUGCGAGCCCAUCACCAUCCCCAUGUGCCAGGGCAUUGGCUACAACAUGACGCGCAUGCCCAACUUCCUCAAGUACGAGAGCCAGGUGGAGGCAGGCAUCAAGCUGCAGGAGUUUGAGCCGCUGGUGCAGUACGGCUGUGACGUGCACCUGCGCUUCUUCCUCUGCUCCCUCUACGUGCCCAUGUGCGCCGACCAGGUGUCCAACACCAUCCCCGCCUGCAGGCCCAUGUGCGAGCAGGCGCGCCAGCGCUGUCUGCCCGUCAUGGAGAAGUUCAGCUUCGGCUGGCCCGACUCGCUGGACUGCUCCCGCUUGCCCACCAAGCACGACCCCAACGCCCUGUGCAUGGAGGCACCCGAGAACGACACCAAGCCAGAGGGCAGACCGGGCGAAGGCAUGCUCCUGCUGCCACCUAGGCCCAGGCCACCCAACGCCGCUGGAGCUGCAGCAGGGGGCACCUCCACAUCCGGUAUGAGUUCCUGCAAGAACCAGGAGAAGUUCCAGUACGUGGAGAAGAGCCGCUCGUGCGCGCCGCGCUGUGCCCCGUCCAUCGACGUCUUUUGGUCACGGCAGGACAAGGACUUUGCCUUCGUGUGGAUGGCGGUGUGGUCGGCGCUCUGCUUCGUCUCCACCGCCUUCACCGUGCUCACCUUCCUGCUGGACCCGCACCGCUUCCAGUACCCCGAGCGGCCCAUCAUCUUCCUCAGCAUGUGCUACAACGUCUACUCGGUGGCCUUCAUCAUCCGCUCGGUGGCAGGCGCCGAGAACAUCGCUUGCGACCGGGAGAACGGCGAGCUGUACAUCAUCCAGGAGGGCCUGGAGAGCACGGGCUGCACGCUGGUCUUCCUCAUCCUCUACUACUUCGGCAUGGCCAGCUCCAUCUGGUGGGUCAUCCUCACGCUCACCUGGUUCCUGGCGGCAGGUCGCAAGUGGGGUCACGAGGCCAUCGAGGCGCACAGCUCCUACUUCCACAUGGCGGCCUGGGGCCUGCCGGCCAUGAAGACCAUUGUCAUCCUCACCAUGAGGAAGGUGGCCGGCGACGAGCUGACGGGGCUGUGCUACGUGGGCAGCAUGGACGUGGCGGCGCUCACCAGCUUCGUGCUGGUCCCGCUGGCCUGCUACCUGGUGGUGGGCACCAGCUUCAUCCUGACGGGCUUCGUGGCCCUGGUGCACAUCCGCAAGGUGAUGAAGACGGGCGGCACCAACACGGAGAAGCUGGAGAAACUGAUGGUGAAGAUCGGCGUCUUCUCCAUCCUCUACACAGUGCCCGCCACCUGCGUCAUCAUCUGCCUCUUCUACGAGCGCCUCAACAUGGACGUCUGGCGCUACCGGGCGCUGGAGAGCAAGUGCGUGGCCUUCCCCGGCCCCGGAGCUGUGGCUGCUGGGGCCGUGGCUGGGGCUGGGGGCCGGCAGCGUGUGGAGGACUGCUCGCUGGAUGCCUCGGUGCCCACCGUGGCCGUCUUCAUGGUGAAGAUCUUCAUGUCGCUGGUGGUGGGCAUCACCAGCGGCGUGUGGGUGUGGAGCCCCAAGACGCUGCAGACGUGGCAGGGGCUGUGCAGCCGGCGGCUGGCCGUCAGGGGCAGCGCCUCCAGGAAGACGGUGUGCAACAGCGUCAGCUGCAGCUGCAGCAGCUCCCACUCGCACUCGCACUGCUACUACAAGCCCUCGGCCGUGGCCCUGCACAUGACUAAAACACCAACAGACUCCUACUUGGAGACCCCAACGCACGUCUGAGGAACAGUGGACAAGAAAAAGCUGAGCUGAUUUCACAAAGCGAGGCUGAGCUGAGUGUCUUUUACAGUACCACUCCUGUGUGUACAGUAUGUGUGUGCCCCAGUGCCAAAGCUAAAGGCAGGAUCUUGUACAUUUGUUUGUUUUCUUUAAUUCUAAAGACAUUUCUGCUUUAAUGUGACUGCAAUUGAUGACUUGUAAAAAGUGGCAUAACUGGGAAAUUCUUUACCCCCCCGUGGACUUACUUAAAGGGAGUAUUAAUGUUUGCACAUCAUGUGAUGGUAGUGCUUGUUUGUGGUUGAAAACUGAGCAGGGAUGCAGUGCAAAUAGGAUGUACAUAGAGUUUGUUUGUUUGUUUGUUUAUGUUUUUGUUUGUGGUGGCCAAGUCCAGCAGCUAUAGGUAGUUAAAUUAUUGGUUUGAGUAUUUAUGUGCAGACCCGAAUAGGUUUUGCUUGUACUUAUUGUAUCGUAUUGUAUAUGAGCACCUGUACUGAAAGAAUAUAACAAAACAAAAAAGUGUUUCUAAAGAAGUCAUAUUUUUCCUAAAUAAAAGUCAGUAAAACAUG